AUGUUCGACUACCUUAAUCUUCACGACGUUUUCCCCGAAGGGAUAGCAAACCCUUACGAUCGUGAUACUCAGCGAGAAACCGAGGCGUCUCGCAAGACUUUUGAUGGCGCUUUGUUUAUUGAUCGUGUUCUUAGAGCUGUCGGGAUUACAAAGGCCAAAAUCUAUCCUCCGAAGACCGACAAUGCUCUAAAACAGCUUCAUCACCAAGUUUGUGAAGCCAACAUGUCUACACACCACAGAUUCUCUAUCUUUUACUACAUACUACUCGACUUUGACCAAAUGUCAGGUCGCGACAAUGUUUCCGACGCUUUCGUGGACGCAUCUGGCAUGCCUAAGAAGUACCAGAUCUUCAUGAAGGGUCUGUGGUAUCUCGACCACCGAGACUUUUCGAGAGCGCUGGAGUAUAUCUCGCACCCUUCUCUUAUCCCCGACUUUGCAGACGACAUCAUCACCGUCCUUAUUCGGUCCGCCGAGGACCACGACUACAGCAUCGCGCUAUCGUACUUUUACGCUGUGCAGCCUAUACUUAAGACGUCGGCUGCUCUCGAGCUUCUCUUCAACGCGAUGGCGCACACAAACAUCUCCGAGGCAUUGUUCUACUCUCGAACCUAUCCUCCUCAUACCCGGGAGCUGCUUUUCCAGAAUUUGAUUGCUGCUGUCUUGGACGAUCGAACUGAGAACUUUUCGGACCGAGCCACUGAGCUCGCCUUCUUGCCCUUCGACAAGUCUGAGGAAGCGUGGUUCGAAGAAUAUCUGCUUCACGGUAAUGGAAAGAACCAUAAGAAGGCUAAGGAUACACUCGUGAUUCGAAAGAUUGCUUGCGAUCAGUUUUCUGAGGUGUCAAAGAUUCGACACGGCGGUCAAUGGUCUGGAAUUCUAGAUGGAAUUAAGGGCGGAAUUAGUGGUCACGCGGAGUAG
Fusarium venenatum is the source of this 918-nucleotide messenger RNA. RefSeq names its product nuclear pore complex assembly-domain-containing protein. NCBI's taxonomy places the organism in Eukaryota, Fungi, Ascomycota, Sordariomycetes, Hypocreales, Nectriaceae. The record is from RefSeq and is a predicted model, not a curated record.